Molecule: messenger RNA, 1246 nt
Organism: Ipomoea triloba (trilobed morning glory)
Lineage: Eukaryota; Viridiplantae; Streptophyta; Magnoliopsida; Solanales; Convolvulaceae
Product: 14-3-3 protein 4
Exons: 5
Coding region: 159-947 (262 amino acids)
Biological process (GO): signal transduction
Cellular component (GO): cytoplasm
Source: RefSeq, a predicted model, not a curated record
GCCACGCGCCGCCCCCAAGUUUCUCCACCCUAACGCGUUUUCUUUAUAAACCGUCUUUCUUCAGUUUGCUGUUUCAGUUGCAGGUAAUUUAUCCAUAUCCUCUCUCUCCUCCGUUCCGAAAGAAUUAGGUAUUAAUUUAUUAAUUGAGUAUAGCAAAGAUGGUGUCAACUGAGUCAACUCGCGAAGAGAAUGUGUACAUGGCCAAGUUGGCCGAGCAGGCUGAGAGGUAUGAGGAAAUGGUGGAGUUCAUGGAGAAGGUUGCCAAGACGGUGGAUGUGGAUGAGCUAACUGUGGAGGAAAGGAACCUUCUUUCGGUGGCGUACAAGAAUGUGAUUGGUGCGAGGAGGGCUUCGUGGAGGAUCAUAUCUUCGAUUGAGCAGAAGGAGGAGAGCCGUGGUAAUGAGGACCUUGUUAAAACUAUUAAGGAAUAUAGGGGUAGAAUUGAGGCAGAGCUCAGCAAGAUAUGCGAUGGCAUAUUGAACCUUCUCGAGUCCCACCUGAUUCCCUCGGCUUCGACUGCUGAGUCCAAGGUGUUUUACUUGAAGAUGAAAGGCGAUUACCAUAGGUACCUUGCUGAGUUUAAGACCGGGGCUGAGAGGAAAGAAGCUGCUGAGAGCACUUUGUUGGCAUAUAAGUCUGCUCAGGAUAUUGCAUUGGGUGAACUGGCUCCAACCCACCCGAUUAGGCUCGGACUUGCCCUUAACUUUUCUGUGUUCUAUUACGAAAUCCUUAACUCACCUGACCGUGCCUGCAACCUUGCCAAGCAGGCCUUUGAUGAAGCCAUCUCGGAGCUAGACACACUUGGUGAAGAAUCUUACAAGGACAGCACAUUGAUCAUGCAACUUCUCAGAGACAACUUAACGCUGUGGACUUCUGAUACCGCGGAUGAUGCCGGGGACGAGAUCAAGGAAGCAUCAAAGCGGGAAUCAGGCGAGGGGCCGCAGUAAAUUUUAGCGCCAUUCUUUUGCACUCCCACAAUCUCUCUACGAUUAAUGUUAUGAAUUUAAGAAUGAUGGUUUGUGUACUCCUCUAUAGUGUUGUGUUUUUAAUACGAUACAGCCAGUAAUAUUCCUACUAUCAGGUGGUUGGGUUGAUGAAGUAGAUUAUUAUAUGUUAGUGGUUUAGCUUGUGUCUGUUACAGUGAUGGUAAUACCAAUGUUCUUCCCUCCUAUGUUGGGGAUUUGUGACUAUUAUUGAAAAAUUUUACAGUUUCUAAAGUAAUAUCAAUGAAUUUUACAGUAUCAAA